AAAGGACCUUCAGAAAAACACUUCUUUAUAUCCUCCAACCUGGGGACGUGCCGAGGUAAAUGAGACUAAUACCAACACAACUAGAUUUUAACAGCUAGGGAGCAAUCAAAUGUGUCGUCCAAGGCUCGAUUGCAUGAAUAUUGGGUUAGGUAAUAGGUUGGUCCUCGGUCAGGACUCAAAACACAUAGAAAUUGUGCUCCGGACAAGCAUACACAACCUUUUCAACGGCUCAAAAAUGUUAGAAGUUGAUAAAUGCUGUGGUUGUGAGUGAUUGAGGAAGUUGAAAGAGUUUAAACUAAAAAGUAUUUGAAGAAGUAUUGAAUAUGUGUGAGGGAGUUUGAAGGAGUAGAGAGGGCUAAAAAGUACUAAAUCUUGGAAACACAAUAGUAAAAGACUGAUAGACAUUAUAAUAAGAUAGGCGACAAACAAUUAAUUUUUGCCUUAAAAUAAUCGUUCAGCCGCUGUAAGCUACAACUGUAAGUUGAAGGUUUGUUAACGGUAAAGGUGUAAAAUGGUGCUUAAAAAAUGAGUAAGAGAUUUAGUUUUCAUAAAUUGUGCUAUGUCAAUUCCAUCUUAGUGGAACUUUUACCUUCAAAUGUGUGUUUUUAGUUUAUCCUUGGGAACUUUGUGAAAUAGUUUUUCUACUUAAAUUACAUUUUCCAUUAAUGUUUCUACCAUUUUGUACUAAUAAUCAAACGGACGGUAAAAAUUGAUUUAUCUAUUUGUAAGUAAUGCUCAUAAGUUCUUUGAAGAAAUAUCUGACUGGCAUUUAUCCUCAUGAACUCGUUUGCUUGGUCCCAAUUUAAUUUAUUUAUUUGGACCAAUUUAAAUUUGAUGUAAUCAUUUACCCAUCUUUCAGUAAAGAACUUGGGUACGAAUUGUGAACUACUACCUCAGUUCUUCUGUUUUAGUUUGUUGGUUAUUGUCAAGGAACCAACUCAACCAACAAUAGGUUACAGGUUCAAAUCUCAACCACCCCUCAUUUAAAAUGAAAUAUUUAGCGUCAGGUAUGAAGAGGGUCUAUGCUGCAUCCACAUUUCUAGUCCAAAGGACUCUCAUUUGAGGGGAGGUGCUAGAGUAUAUAACAUAUCAUGAGACCAACCAUCAGCUUAAGCUUUUGGUUGAGUUGGUUCCUUGACAAUUACACUUUGAUCAAAAAGCUCUCACGGUUUUGAUCAAAAUUUAAUCAACAAACAGAAAUGGAGGGAGUACAACAAUUGUACGUUUGACUUGGGGGUCUGUAGAAAAUUAUAAACUUCUCAAACAAAGUACCAACUUGGUGACAGGCUAUCAACUGAGCAGAUUAGCACCCACGUUUGAUUUUCUUUCAUACUUCUCAUUAUUCAUUUCUUCCUUUUCAAACACAAUCAUGGCAGAAAGCUUUCUAAUGGAAGCAGCUAUGGCAGUGCUAACAGCAGUUCUGUCCCGUGCAGCAGAAGAUGUGAAAUUUGCGUGGAGUUCUAAAUUCAAGAAUUAUCUGAAAGUGCUUGACAAUAACUUGAAAAGAAUUCAUAUGCUUUUAUGUGGAGCAGCAAAUAAGAGAAUUUAUAAUCCUUUACUUGAUGAUUGGCUUAGCAAAGUAAAAAAUGUGGCCUAUGAAGCUGACGAUUUGUUUGACGAGCUUGUGUAUGAAGCUCUUAAGCGAAAGCUGAUGCUUAACAAUCAAUCCCGGUUCACGAAAAAUAUCCGUACCUUCUUCACCCUGCAUAGAAAUCCAGUUGUGCUUUACAUACAAAGGAGUCAAAAAGUGAGGUACUUGAUGUGUUGUAUAGAAGAUGUUUAUAGAGAUGCUCAAGUGCUGGGCAUCAAACCAGUUGAAUUAGCUGCAGGAUCCAGCAGAGGUGUGCCUGUACUGGAAGAUAUACAACUUCAGGUACAGCAGGAAUUAGUCAAUAGUCGUGGGCUUAUUGGGAGAGAUCAAGAUGAGGCCAAUAUUGUGAAGAUGUUGUGCCAUCCUGAGAAUGCUGAUAGAGAUGUAAAUGUGAUAGGCAUAGUGGGAAUGGCAGGGCUUGGAAAGACGGCUUUAUUCAAGAGAGCAUUUGACAGAGAUGAUGUCAGAAAGCAUUUUGAGAAACGAAUAUGGGUAUGUGUAUCCCAUGAUUUUGAAGUGAAGGGAAUUUUAGAUAAGAUGAUCAAACUUCUAGAUGAUGAAACAUCUAAGAAAUCAAGUUAUCAAGCAACAGUAGCCAAACUUGAAAUGGAAUUGAGAGGGAAAAGAUAUUUACUGGUGCUAGAUGAUGUUUGGGAUACAAUAUUAACAGUAUGGGAGUCUUUGGGUAGUGUAUUGCUGGAUAUUGGCGGGUCUAAUGGGACAGUAGUUUUAGCUACCUCUCAUAGUUCCCAGGUGAUAGCAGGAAUGAAGAUUAAUAGCGAGGAUCAAGCUUUGACUACACGGAAUAGACCUCUUAUUUAUCUAUUAAAGGGUCCAACCGCUGUUGACAGUUGGUCCCUAUUCCCGAAAAGACUAAAGCAUAUCAUAGAUGUGGAUAGAGCAGAAAGGAUGGUUGCUAAGUGUGGGGGUGUCCGUUUAGCAAUAAAUGUGCUUGCAGAUUUGUUAAGGAUCAGUGUUUGGAAGAGUGGAGAGUGAUUGAAGAA
Molecule: messenger RNA, 2595 nt
Organism: Amaranthus tricolor (Joseph's coat)
Lineage: Eukaryota; Viridiplantae; Streptophyta; Magnoliopsida; Caryophyllales; Amaranthaceae
Product: putative disease resistance protein RGA4
Exons: 2
Coding region: 1370-2587 (405 amino acids)
Biological process (GO): defense response to other organism
Molecular function (GO): ADP binding
Source: RefSeq, a predicted model, not a curated record